AUGUAUGUUGAUGACUCCAUGAAUCCCAAAAAGAGAACUGUUGAAAUGUUUCACAGCAGGAUAGAUGAACUGAAUAGAGAUCAUAUAUUAGAAGAGUCCAUGGGCAAACCGGAUGGUUCAGUUUUAAUUGCAACCAUUGCUUAUGGCAUGGGAAUUGAUUGUAAGAAUGUGACAACUGUCAUUCACUAUGGUCCUUCUUACAACUUGAAGACAUACAUGCAAGAGAGCGGAAGAACAAAUAUGCAAAUGUGCAAGUCUGUCAUCCUGUAUUCAAGCUUAAUGAUGAUGCAUUGUUCCGAUGAAAUUAAGAGUUCUGUACGUGAAUCAUCAAAGUGCAGAAGAAAGAUGCUGUUAGAAAGCUUUGAUGAUGACUUGAAUAACCUGCCUGUGACACAAUACCCUCAACCAUUGUUGUGA
This is a messenger RNA of Paramuricea clavata, 417 nucleotides long. NCBI's taxonomy places the organism in Eukaryota, Metazoa, Cnidaria, Anthozoa, Malacalcyonacea, Plexauridae. The record is from the annotation of a GenBank genome assembly.